Penicillium soppii is the source of this 420-nucleotide messenger RNA. RefSeq lists its product as uncharacterized. Lineage: Eukaryota; Fungi; Ascomycota; Eurotiomycetes; Eurotiales; Aspergillaceae. Bases 1 to 420 code for a protein of 139 amino acids. The record is from RefSeq and is a predicted model, not a curated record. The transcript is spliced from 3 exons.
AUGUUGCUACUUGCGCUCGCAUUUGAUGUCCUUCAAAGCAAUGCGUUCCGAAUCAACUACCCUCAAAAUGGCGAUCUUGUGAAUGUUCGCAACGGCCUUACCACAGAUUGGUCUUACGAGUCUCACGACUCGAUAUUGCUCCCUCUCUCAAUUCAAUAUGUCGCGGCUUCCCACCAAGAAGAGCCUCCGACAUACAUCAAGGAAGAUCUCAAUGUCACCUUAGGUAGAUUUACGAUUGAUAUCAGAUUUGGUCUCGCCGACUAUCAUUUUCUGCGAUUUAUCUACGGCAGUCAUGAAUAUGAGACUGGGCACUUUGACAUCACUACAUCAAUACAAUCAAAAAAUGCCAGCCAUACAUCAAAGUCUACCACCACAGAAACCAGUUCUCAGGUGCAAGGAACAAACAGCCCUUCGGACUGA